GGGGUCGAUUUUUUGUAACGAGCGCUACCAGUCACAUUGAUCAUCAGAGUUACUUCCCCUGAUAAAUCGAGAAAUUAUUUUUUUCUGUAUUUUCUUCCCUACUUUGCUUCUAUAGAGGAUUAAAUUUGCGAGGUUGCCUAACUUCCCAGUAGUUUUAUUGCAAUCAAUGCAGUGGUUCUUCCUAUCACACUGGCUAAAGAGAAUGCAUGUUGGAGGACACACAGCGACCCAGUGAGCAGAAGGGUUCGGUGCAGAGAGUUGGAGAAUUCAUGUUGAGGCAGGCAAAGGUGUUUUUUGAAUCGUUCAGAGGACGAGGUAUAAAGACCAUAGUAGACAGGAAAAAUGGAGAUUUCCUUCUCCACUACACAGGUGAACUUAUAACAGGUGAAGAAGGUGAUAGAAGGGAAGCAAAAAACUCAACAGGCUUCCGUUUCUUUUUCAUAUCCAAAGGCAAGCAGUUAUGCGUAGAUGCUUCUGAAGAAAGUGGAAGACUUGGAAGACUGGUAAACCAUGGUCAUAAAAAAGAACUGAAUGCUGUGAUGAAGGAAGUUAGUGGGCAGUUGAUCCUGUUUGCACAAAGGGACAUCUGUGCAGGUGAAGAGCUACUUUACGAUUAUGGAUUAAAGGAAUACCCCUGGACACAGGUCACAGUAUCAACAGUGACUCAGAUGAGACCAAUGUGGAACAAUCCUCUCCAGUUACAGCUGUUGAAGACCAACUGACAUGUACAGCCAGAGUUGAAAGUCCUUCCUUCCAAGAUAACACACCUGAUGCGUCUGACACAAACACCGUACAUCAGACUUCCAGCACUGAAGGGGACACACUUGAGACCAAUGUGGAACAAUCCUCUUCAGUUACAGCUGUUGA
Messenger RNA from Mya arenaria, 867 nucleotides. RefSeq names its product N-lysine methyltransferase KMT5A-like. Gene Ontology annotation, molecular function: protein binding. Lineage: Eukaryota; Metazoa; Mollusca; Bivalvia; Myida; Myidae. The record is from RefSeq and is a predicted model, not a curated record. The transcript has 6 exons. Bases 207 to 722 code for a protein of 171 amino acids.